Messenger RNA from Brassica napus (rape), 5423 nucleotides. RefSeq lists its product as uncharacterized. Bases 2938 to 3750 code for a protein of 270 amino acids. The record is from RefSeq and is a predicted model, not a curated record. Lineage: Eukaryota; Viridiplantae; Streptophyta; Magnoliopsida; Brassicales; Brassicaceae. The transcript has 3 exons.
UAUACUUCUUCUGUUUUGCUUUUGCUCUUUAUAUGUAAGCAUCUAACAAUGGAGAUUCUGUUUGUACUAGAAUUUAAUCAAGUUGUAGAACUGUACUUGCUUUCUAAGGACCAACAUAUGAUAGCAUUUGACUGUGAGUUCCUGCAUUUAGCAGCAGGUGAAUUCGUCUUGAAAGCUGCUCGUCUAAGGUCAGCGUUUGACUCUCUGCUGAAGCGGUUAUCUCCAUUAGAGUCAUCAAACAAUUGUAUUGCAAUUCUCCUAUUUCCUUCUCCAAAAUCUUGGCCAAAGAAAGCAACCCUUUCGUCUCAGUUAUUCUCCUACUGUUUGCUACAUUCCCUCUAGCAAGCAUCCAUAGAGCUUCAGCGCAGUUGACCCUAAGCUCAUGUUUCACUUUAGGAUUCUCAUUAUCCCUCCUUUCCUUACUUGUUUUAACACUUCCACUACCACCAAUGUCACUACUAUAUACACUCAACUUAGAACUCUUUUAUACGGUCUGUAAACUUUGUUUAUCUGAACAAGAGAGUGAAUGCUACAACUAUGCUUACUCGACUCAAGAUCAUCCACAAAGUGAAAGCAAAUUAACCAGUCGCUUAAUCACACUCUGUCUAGCGAACUCUUCUUGAGCAACCGGAUCAUGUUCGGCCAUUCUUGCCACCUCGCUGCACUAUGUUUUGAACGAUUUACCUUCGUUCACGGAGGCGCUCCGCCGUGAUAAGGGAAGUAGAGAGCUCGUCUCCAAGUUCCGUUUUUUUCUUUUCUACGGUUAUGACUUAUGAUUACGAUUUGACCGGCGCGUGAAGUACACAGCAGCUCACGGGUGUUUUUAAGAGUAGAUUAAUGCGGAAGGGAGAAAAAGCCAUUAAAAUGAACGCCCGUGGGUGUUUUGUUCGAGAUUUAACAAUCCUUCUUGUCAUUUUACGACAUAAUAAUAGUAGGAGAAUAUUACAUUCCAAGAAACUUUUAAAAUAUAACAAAUAGUGUAGCAAUAGCAUCUAGCUUGUACACUGAUUUUCUUAGAGAAAGUGAGAAUUUUAAACUAUACAUGAAGAACUCAUGCUAUCUAAUCUAUUAAAAUAGGAGUACGUUUUGUACUUAUUCCUGAGUUUUCCUCAAUAAUUACCAGCUUAUGUCACUUGUAUUAAACACAUUCGUUUUAUACAUUUGCUAACCUAUUAUUUCGCUAAACUAUACCAUUAAGGACAUUUGUGUAAACCUACCAUUAAUCACAGCCAAGCCGGAUAUUGAAAUCGUCGUUGACCUUCUCAAUUUGUUGAAGCUCGAAAGUCCGCCGUCGAGAAGCCGUUCAAUUCAACCAACAACAGCUCCGGAAACGGUUAUUUUAACCGCGAGGCUUUCCGGCGGAUCUCAUGUACGAGCUCCUCCACCGCCUUAAAUGUGUACAAAACCUGGAUAAACGCCUCAUAUUCAGACUCCGUUAGAUAUAGUCUCUAUUGAGGUGUCUUCGUUCUGAAGAACAAAUUAUGCCAGUAGUUACAGCUGUAAGCAUGGGAGUACUUCCAUUUACAAGGAGCAACAGUACUAAACAUGUGAUUAUGCGAUACUUGAACCAGUUCUAUCCUUCGCAGAAACGAAAACUAUGUGGUGGAUCUUAAAGUCCAAAUGUUACACUUUUGCUUUGGCAACAGCUGUUAGGGAACUACACUUACUUCUCCCGUAACAAAUAUGGAGAGGUAGCUCUGAUCUUCUGUGAGUUGAUGGUAGACCCUUUUACUUCUUAUGUCCUUUGGAAGGUUAUGCAAAAGUGUAGCUCUAAACAGAUCACUCGGAUGAUUACAAUAAUCUAUACUUAUUUUUGAAUGUUUUUUGCAACUUGCUUUCAUUAUUUUUUUUAUGUUUCUAUCUAAAUAAUGUAUUUGUUUCAAAAAAUCUCAUUAUAAAAUUUGAACUUUAUAUUCAACUUUAAAUCCCAGUAUUUGUAGUAUAAUUUAAUAAAACCCACGAUUAAAAACAUGAUUAAAAUGAAUAAAAACACAAUUAAAAAAACACAACCUUAUAGUUCGGAUACUAAACACAUUGAACAAAAUACACCAAUGUCAAAACUCAAUAACAUAUGAAUAUGUAGCAAGAACAUAAACAUAUGAAUCUGUAGCUAGAACAUAAACAGUUAUAUUUAUGACAUUGUUAAACAUGAAAAACAUAUAAAACCCGCGCGGGCGCGCGGGUCAAAUGCUAGUUUAAAUUAAAAUACGUUCAUCAUAAGAUAUCAUCGUUUCUGUAGGUGCAAAGAUCAGAUGGACGUUCUGAUACAGAUACAAGUACAGCAGUGAAUAGAGCAGAGUCUGCAACAAAGAAGUGUACGUGCGGAUGAACAAGUCAAGAUAAAGAUUGCGACUUGAAGAAUGGAUUGAGGAUCAAGGCUAAGUUGAUACGAAGAUAUCUUGGGGAGCAAACUUAAAGAGAUUCACCUUGGAGAAGGAAGAUCUCACGAUGGAAGUUUUCUAAAAGACUUUGGAGAGGUUUUAGGGAACUUGCCUUAUUUGGGUAGAUAGGAAAUAUUGGGUAGAUAGGCAUGGAUAGCCGACUUGGCUGUAUUGUAUAUAUAUAGUCAUACUCGACCUGUGGAUUAGGGUUGGCGAGAGAAUUGUAUUCUUAGCAUAAGAGUGGAGUUCUCUAAGCUUGUAAGCGAGUGAAUAACACUAAGGGCUAAGGGGUAGAGGUUCUAGAGAUCUUGUAUUCGAUCUUAGGACGUGUAAAGCUAGGGAAACAAGUCAAGAAGUGUUUUGAUCUUGUUUGAGUUCUGUUUAAAGAGAUACUUGUUAGUUCGCUUUAAAAGAAUACUAGUAAUAACACAUAUCUUUGUAGAGAUAUUCUCUGGUGUACUCUGUGCGUUACUUUGUGAGUUAGUUCUUGCAUUUACAAGUGGUAUCAGAGCAGUUACUCAUUCGAUUAUACAACAGGUGAGAUCCUGCGGAAGAAAUGGAGAACUAUCAUGAGCUGGUGUCAAGCACAAGGGUGAUGUUGGAUGGAUCCAACUACGGACUUUGGAAGUCACAAAUGAGGUCUAUCAUUCGAGGGAUUGAUGCCAUGGCAUGGAAAUCUGUGACAACUGGAUGGUCAGAACCAAAGGCUAAGGACGAGAAUGGUGUUGAAUCCAACAAAGAAGAGGAACUUUGGACCGAGACAGAACUCAAGAUCGGGAAGUUCAACUCCAGAGCACUUUCAGCUAUACACGCCAGUUUUACAAAGAAACACUUUGAGCUGAUUCAAGGAUGUGAGACCGCCAAGGAAGCAUGGGAAAUACUGCAAACUCACUUCGAAGGAACGUCAAAAGUGAAGAGCUCACGACUGGAUUAUCUAGCAUCCAAGUUUGAGAAUCUCAAAAUGGGAGAAAGUGAAUCAGUUGAAGAAUUCAGUUCACAGCUCAGUGGCAUAGCUCAUGAAUCCUUGGUAAUGGGAAAGAAAUACAAGGAUAAGAAGCUGGUCAAGAAGUUUCUAAGGUGUCUACCAUCUAAGUAUACCGCAUACAAGGCAGCUAUUUCAGUCUCACUGAACACAGAUGAGAUAAGCUUAGAUGAAGUAGUAGGGAUGCUGAGAGCACAUGAAAUGGAGAUUGACGGAGGAAAGAAAGGAAAGGGAGUUGCACUGGUAUCACAAGAUUCAGAUGACAAAGAAGAUGACGAUGAUCCAGUAAGUAUGCUUGUUAGGCGAUUUGACAGAGUCCUUCGUAUAGCCGAAUCAGGUCAGAGAAGAGGAAGUACAUCACAACGUGCUGCAGAAGGUGAGAAAUGAACAUCUGAGUCGGAAAAGAACGAUCAUAAAGCGGAGGUUCAGUGUCAUGAGUGUAAGGGGUAUGGACAUUACAAAACUGAUUGUCCAACUGUUCGAAGGAGAGAAAUCAAGUGCUACAAGUGCAAAGGAAUUGGACACACUCAACUGGAAUGCGUCAACGAUCAGAAGAGGAGACGUGAGAAAUCUAUGAUCGGAAUUGAUGAGAUAGACUCAGAAGAAGACAGUGAUGAAGAGGAGCUGGCUAACUUCGUAGCAUUCAUUGGCAUCACAGAAUUUGUGGAAGGAGAAACUGAUAUUGAUGAUGAUCAGUCAAGUGCAGAUGGUGAUGAUGGAAUUAGCUAUCAAGAACUGUGUCAGACGGUAGUUCAGAUUGGUAAGGAGAAUCUAUGCUUCAAAAAGGAGAAAAGCUGGCUGGAAGACGCGGUGAUAAACCUCAGGAAAGAACUUGAUGAUGAAAGAAAGAAGGAGGCAAAUACCUCAGAUCUGAAAAAGGAGAAUGUACGACUUGCUAUUCAUAUUGAAUUACUGGAGAAACAAGUGAAAAACGGGAAGGCUCGAUCAUCGGACUUAAAUGCCAAGCUGGAACAUCAUUACAAGACUGUCAGAAUGCUCACUGGGUCAAAGGAACUUGAUAAAAUCAUGAGUCUGGGAAGACAGGAUCAGACUUCUCGAGGUCUAGGAUACACUGGGUAUGGAAAAAGUGAUACAGAACCCAUCAAAUUUGUGCCAAGCUCAAACCUCACAGGGAGAACAACAACUUACUACCUCAAAAACUGGUGCUGGGAAAGUUAAGAAUCUCCAGAAGGUGGGACGAUCAGAGACUCAGAAGGAAAAAGGAUGUUGCUACUAUGGGAAACCGGGUCACAUCAAGAAGAAAUGCUAUCACUUUCGGGAAAAAGUAAAUCAGCUGCUGAGACAGGGAAAGUACUGGUGGAAUGGCUCUCGAAAUCAAGUCUGGAUCAGGAAAUCUGAUUUAGGACGUACAACAGUGAAACCAACUCAACGAUCUAUUCACGAAGGACCGAGAUGCAGCAUGGCACUUAUAUCAGAAGCAGUAGCAUUGAUAUCCAAAGAUAAAAAUCCAUGGUACUUCGACAGUGGUUGCUCUCGUCAUAUGACAGGAACACGCAAAAAUCUCAGAGAGAUAAAGCCAUUGAAAGGGGGUAGACUCACAUUUGGAGAUGGAAGCCAAGGGGCGAUCAAAGGCAAGGGAAAGACUGUUGAAACCAAACCACCUCUGAAGGAUGUGUUCUUAGUCAAGGGAUUAAAAUCAAACCUAACCAGCAUCAGUCAAUUGUGUGAUGAAGGGUUGAUAGUUCACUUCACAAAGAGAGAGUACAAAGUCGUGAAUGAGGAAAACAGAGUCAUGCUCCAUGGAGUAUGAUCUGCUAACAAUUGCUAUGUAUGGCAGAGUGUACAAUAGUGCUUUGUUGCACAUGAUGAAACAAAUCUGUGGCAUCAAAGACUUGGUCACAUGAACAUGAGUCAUAUGACCAACAUCAUCAGAAAAGGUGCAGUCAGAGGCAUUCCUCAACUAGAGGAAACAGAGAAGCCUGUAUGCGGACCGUGCAAUCAAGGAAAGCAUGUCAAAGUUCAACAUAAGAUGAUUCAAGAUAUUCAGUUAAACAAUAUGCUUGAAAUGGUACACAUGGAUCUCAUGGGUCCUAUGCAGA